CGGGCRGCAGAGCGCAGCAGCAUGUGGACGUUCGGGCGCCGCGCGGCCGCCGGCCUCCUGCCCCGGUCGGCGUCCUCCGGCCCGGCCCAGGCCCACACCGGGUCCCCGCGCCCGGAGGAGCUUGCCCGGUUUUGCAGCCGCCGUGGACUGUGCGUGGGGACCGCCGCGGCCUGUGCGCCCGGCCGAGCCAGUUUGAACCUCCACUACCUCAACCRGAUUCUGAAUGUCAAAAAGCAGAGUGUCUAUUUGAUGCCUUUGAGGAACUCAGGAACUUCCAGCAACCCGGGCUCUCUAGACGAAACCGCCUAUGAAAGACUAGCAGAGGAAACACUGGACGCCUUGGCWGAGUUUUUUGAAGACCUUGCAGACAAGCCCUGUACACUGGAGGACUAUGACGUCUCCUUUGGGAGUGGUGUCCUAACAGUUAAACUGGGUGGAGAUCUAGGAACCUAUGUGAUCAACAAGCAGACCCCAAACAAGCAAAUCUGGUUAUCAUCUCCCUCCAGUGGACCCAAGCGCUACGACUGGACUGGGAAAAGCUGGGUGUACUCCCACGAUGGUGUGUCCCUCCACGAGCUGCUGGCCACAGAGCUGACUGAAGCCUUAAAAACUGAACUGGACUUGUCUUCCUUGGUCUAUUCUGGAAAAGGCACUUGAAUGGCUGCCCUCUCAUAAAGACAUUAACAGCUGUCAGGCCAAGACCCCAGCUUCCUUCUGCAACUGAGUGCGGGUUGUCUUUGUUUUUUGUUUUGUUUUCCAUUCCUACUUUUGAAGACAACUCUGAAAAGAAAGUGUCACCUCCCACCCUGCCUGCAGGAUCUGAUUUAAUUUCUAUAGUUUAUUUGGAUUGAUUGUCUGAUUUCCUGCUUCACAUGAUACCCCUUAUCUCUUUUAAUGUCUCAUACCCAUACCUUAAUAUAAUAAUGACUUUACAAAAAGAAAAAUAAUAAGAAGGAAAAAUUCCCUGGGGAAAUGACUGGUCCUCAAUUUUCAUUCUUUGAAGGAUUUACAGCAAAAACUACAUGAGGAGCAGCUGGCUCACCACGCCAUUUCAUCCAAAAUCAAGGCUCAUUAAAAAGUAGUUUAUAAAUGUCCCCAGGCUUAGGUGUACACACUUCUGAGCCCUUUAGCAGGCAAAAGAAAGUGUCCAGAAACAAACUGGGGGGCAGGGAGGGGGAAUCUGACCCAAAGCUAUGUUCAUGUUCUAUUAUUUUUUUUACCUCAGAAAGGUUUAGGGCUGGGGGUGUAGCUCCCUGACAGAACACUUGCACAUCAUGCACAAGGCCCUGGGUUCAAUCACUAUUUUUUUUUUUUUUUUUUUUUAGUGUAUUAGUGAGAAGUCUAUGUAAAUGUGUAGUGAAGGCUUUUGCAAUGAGUGAACCAAAUACACCUUCUAUUAUAGGAAAAAAACGGAACAAUAGAACAAUAUAAACAAAUGCUAAGUGGGUAUUUAUUUCCUUUCUUCAGAAAGAAAGAUUUUUUUAGUCUGGAAAUUUUUGAGAGCAGUAGGUCAAUGCUAGUGAGACAAUAAAUAAAACCCUGCAUGCAUGUGAAUGUUUAUAUUUAUCAUCUUUUAUUUAUUUAUUUAUUUUGUACAGAGAUUGA
Messenger RNA from Urocitellus parryii (Arctic ground squirrel), 1605 nucleotides. Lineage: Eukaryota; Metazoa; Chordata; Mammalia; Rodentia; Sciuridae. The record is from RefSeq and is a predicted model, not a curated record.